GACAAAAAGGGGAAACUAAGUUAGAGAGAUCGGUAAAAAUGUCGGGAGCACAAGGAGCAGAGCCGAUGGGUUCAAGAACGGCGACAACGUAUGAGUCAGUGGAAGGAGGACAGAACAAGACGAAGCUUGAUAUAAAGUCAAAGGAAGACGAAGGUGGGAUUCAAGUCGACAAGAUUCAAGACAAGGUCUCUGAUGCUGCGGGUCUUGGCGGACCUGUCUUUGGUGCUGGUAAAGAUGACAAGAAGCAGGACCUUGGUGUUACCGGUACCGGCUAGAUCUCUGUAAAAUAUGUGCAUAUAUGUUCCUUUCAUGUAAUGAUAAAGACAUGUUUUAAGUAAAAACUAAUCAAUAAAAGUCUUCUUGCGAAAACUAA
Messenger RNA from Capsella rubella, 373 nucleotides. RefSeq lists its product as uncharacterized. Lineage: Eukaryota; Viridiplantae; Streptophyta; Magnoliopsida; Brassicales; Brassicaceae. The transcript has a single exon. The record is from RefSeq and is a predicted model, not a curated record. The coding region runs from base 39 to 275 and encodes 78 amino acids.